CCGCGGGCUACCCCUAUCGUGAACCUACUUCUGCCCGCACCAAACAGUUGAAAUCGAGAGAUUGCGCCACGAAAAAGUGAUAUUCGUGCAUCGAGGACCAUCCCUAGUACGCAGUGAAACCCCUGGCCAUAACAGUGCUUCUGUGCGUGAAAAUCAUCGCAUCGUGCGAAAGUGUGUGCACUGUGAUAACGGAUUUUGUACAAUUCACGUAAUUCCGCUUCACGUAGGCAAGUGAGGAAAAAGUGCGUCAACAGCAUCACACCCUGCAGCAGCGUAACAAACCGCAAAUAUGUCGUACGCAUACUUGUUCAAAUACAUCAUCAUAGGAGACACAGGUGUGGGCAAAUCCUGUCUGCUGUUACAGUUCACCGACAAACGCUUCCAACCGGUGCACGACCUCACGAUCGGUGUCGAGUUCGGUGCUCGCAUGAUCACCAUCGAUGGCAAGCAGAUUAAGCUACAAAUCUGGGAUACGGCUGGGCAGGAAGCGUUCCGGUCCAUCACGCGUUCGUACUACCGUGGGGCGGCCGGGGCUCUGCUCGUGUACGACAUUACACGCCGCGAGACGUUCAACCACCUAACCACCUGGCUGGAGGAUGCUAGGCAACACUCCAACUCGAAUAUGGUCAUCAUGCUGAUCGGAAACAAGAGUGAUCUCGAUUCGCGCCGCGAAGUAAAGAAGGAAGAAGGGGAAGCGUUCGCCCGCGAGCACGGCCUAGUGUUUAUGGAAACGUCCGCCCGUACCGCGGCCAACGUGGAGGAAGCCUUCAUCAACACGGCGAAGGAAAUUUACGAGAAAAUUCAAGAGGGCGUCUUCGAUAUCAACAAUGAGGCCAACGGCAUCAAGAUCGGUCAGCAACACUCCCCGACGAAUCCGUCCCUGGGCAGUGGCAACAGCCCAGGCGGACCAGCGAGCAGUGGCUGCUGCUAAGCGUCGUGCCGCCAGCCACCGACGAUCAUGAUGUGCAAUGCCGUACCCGACGACGGUCCACCGUUAGGCCGGAGCUGGGAUGAAAUUAAGUAACUUGGUCUAACAGCAAAAGUGGGAAGUUGUGAUGCGAAUUUUAGAGUACUACCGGGCGCGUCCCCCUUCCUCCCCGCUCGCGACCAGCUGGCAUCGUGCAACGUGUGGUGCAUUCUCAAUUUCCCUCUUCCCGAACAGUAGCAACAGCAGCGAAGCAGCAACAACCGGUGGACCAUGUCGCAAGGAACGAAGAAGUCCUGCCGGUUACGCAAGAGAACGGUGUUCGGUCGAGGCACAUGUUACACGGUUGGGGCUGCAUUUUCCCUUCUAAUACGUCUGCUAGGAAUGGGGAAAAAUAAGUCAAAUCAUAAUAUAACAAUAAACGCUACACGUAACGCAGGAAAGAGAGGGCGAGGGUGAUGUGGGUUCAUGUUUAAGAUUCAUAUGUUUAAAAUCAUCCACGUUGGAGAUUCAUGGCGGGCAAACAACACCUAAAACUAUCUUGGACUCCGCCAGAAGGGAAACAUAAGCGACGCGUACUGGAAUGAGAGCAGGAAAGCAUAGCAAAAACAACCUAAAUCUAAACUAAACCAAACCAAUUCCAAUCUUGUGAUGGGGAUAUGUGUGUAAGUGUAUGUGUGAACAGUUAACUAACAGAAGCAGCAAAAAUUAAUGGAGACGAAAAAGGCAAAAAUAAAAACGAAAACGAAAGACAAACAAAACCCCCUCAAUGCAUAACUGAAACACACAUAAUACAAAAACCAGCUGCUGGGAGGAGUGUCCUUUUUGAGAGCGGACAGGAGCACCGUUAGGGCACUUCAUCCUGAAGGAGCGGGGAGAUGGUGGGCUCUGAGCGAGCGAAUUUAUCGUUGUAAUGGGCAUGAGUAAGGUCUCGGACUGUAAGGAGCACCAUGGGACGGUACACGGGUACACAAGGUCACUGGAUGGAUGGCGGCUGUAAAGUGAUAACGCAAAUAUUUUUACUCUUUGCGGCUACCGUUGCUUGCGAGGGCGAUCCCUAAUCUAACGAUCAUCUAAAGGAAAGGGAAUUAUAUCGCCCCCAAGCACACACUCUCUCACACAUGCACACAUUUCGAUCAAAACGCUCGCAGAAAUAGUAGUAUCUCAUCAUACAUGCUUGCGCUGCAUUCAGCUCAUGGCGCGCAUUUUGCACUAAUUUUGCGUAUUGCGCUUAACCUUCUCGAGUUCCACUAGAAUACGUACAUCUCGGCCAUAGGUCACACUGACAGCAUCUGGAGGAUUCGGUUUUAUUUGCUACUUUUUUGCCAAAAUCCUGACGCACCCCCACGCAGGCGUGUAGGCUUCAAAUCGUUCGAGUCUUAGCUUUCCCAUCGCAAAGGAAUCGUCCGUUUAGUUGGAUACAUAAAACGUCACGAAAUACAAACGUUAUGAAAUAUACAUACAAUACCUAGUACGUUAAUAGUUCCCUUUAUAGUCAGUCUUUCCUUUUCCUGCUAUCGCGCUCCCUGAGGAUUUUCACGAAAAACUGUUUCUUAGAAGAAAUCCAAUUAUAGCUAUUGACUGGCACUUGCCAUUCAUACCAUGCACUACUUACCUUACAUUUACGACCGGUGCACCAUUAAUUAGACGUUACGUUGCGCCGUACGGCCACUUCCGAGUCCCACUAUUCUUCCUUCGCCCAGCUAGCCAAGCCUAUCAUUCUUAUACGUCCAUUGUGGACGGCCAGGACAAUUAAGUUAGCAAAAUUAAUUUAUAUUCCAAACUAAAAGAACUGGUGUACCGGUGGUCCUAAUCUCAUGCAUUGUUCGCAUGCACAUGCGUAGAUAUAUAUCCUUAUUCCCAUUCUUUAAUUGCUUACUGGCGUUUAAUGAAAAUCAACCGAGCUGAUAAGAGCAACGGUCGAGGGAGAAUUUAAGAUUAAAAACCAAGCAUUAUUAAAUACAAACCACUGGAACAAAAAGACGUACGAGCGGAGUAUUAAUGAGAAAAGGAAAACAAUGUCUUCUGCAAAUUGGCACAUACACAAUCGCAGAUGAUGCGACAUCAGCAGAUUGCAACCAAUGGGUGUGAACUGUGGGAUAACUUCUCGGAAAACGGGGAGCUCCUGCUACAUGGGGCAUAGAUAAAAGUACAUAAAUAAAGUAACAAGGCAAAGGAACUGAAAUUAUGA
Molecule: messenger RNA, 3116 nt
Organism: Anopheles nili
Lineage: Eukaryota; Metazoa; Arthropoda; Insecta; Diptera; Culicidae
Gene: Rab2
Product: ras-related protein Rab-2A
Exons: 4
Coding region: 290-931 (213 amino acids)
Cellular component (GO): Golgi apparatus
Molecular function (GO): GTPase activity; GTP binding
Source: RefSeq, a predicted model, not a curated record